Molecule: messenger RNA, 3494 nt
Organism: Cricetulus griseus (Chinese hamster)
Lineage: Eukaryota; Metazoa; Chordata; Mammalia; Rodentia; Cricetidae
Source: RefSeq, a predicted model, not a curated record
AGUGGCCGGCCUGAAAGCGCUGGCGGCUCAGUCCGUCGGCCCGUCGGUCCGCUCGUCCGCUGCCGGUGCUGAGCGCGCCUAGGCCGUCGUCGCUGUCCCUCCGUGUCUCCGGCCCGAAGCGGCGGCCGGGCGCUCACCAUGUCGUCGUUCAUCUGGGUGCAGCUGAAGAAGACGUCGGAGGUGGACCUGGCCAAGCCGCUGGUGAAGUUCAUCCAGCAGACGUACCCGAGCGGCGGCGAGGAGCAGGCCCAGUACUGCCGUGCGGCCGAGGAGCUGAGCAAGCUGCGGCGCACGGCGCUCGGCCGCCCGCUGGACAAGCACGAGGGCACGCUGGAGACGCUGCUGAGAUAUUAUGAUCAGAUUUGUUCCAUUGAACCCAAGUUCCCAUUUUCUGAAAAUCAGAUCUGCUUGACAUUUACGUGGAAGGAUGCUUUUGAUAAAGGUUCCCUUUUUGGAGGAUCUGUAAAAUUGGCUCUUGCAAGCUUAGGAUAUGAAAAGAGCUGUGUGUUGUUCAAUUGUGCUGCCUUAGCUAGCCAGAUUGCAGCAGAGCAGAACCUGGAUAAUGACGAAGGAUUGAAAACGGCUGCUAAGCAGUACCAGUUUGCUAGUGGUGCCUUUUUACAUAUUAAAGACACAGUUUUAUCUGCCUUAAGUCGAGAGCCUACUGUGGACAUAUCUCCAGAGACUGUUGGGACCCUCAGUCUUAUUAUGCUGGCCCAAGCUCAAGAAGUAUUUUUCUUAAAAGCCACAAGAGAUAAAAUGAAAGAUGCCAUUAUAGCUAAGCUGGCAAACCAGGCUGCAGAUUACUUUGGCGAUGCUUUCAAGCAGUGUCAGUACAAAGACACUCUCCCCAAGUAUUUUUAUUUCCAGGAGGUAUUUCCCACCCUGGCUGCAAAGCAGUGUAUCAUGCAAGCCAAUGCUGAGUACCACCAGUCUAUCCUGGCCAAGCAGCAGAAGAAGUUUGGGGAAGAGAUCGCAAGGUUGCAGCACGCAGCAGAACUGAUUAAGAAUGUGGCCUCUCGCUAUGAUGAGUAUGUCAAUGUGAAGGAUUUUUCUGACAAGAUCAGCCGUGCCCUUACUGCAGCAAAGAAGGAUAACGAUUUCAUUUAUCACGACCGCGUCCCAGACCUUAAAGAUCUGGAUCCUAUCGGCAAAGCCACCCUUGUGAAACCCACCCCAGUCAAUGUACCCAUCAGCCAGAAGUUCUCAGAUUUGUUUGAGAAGAUGGUCCCUGUGUCUGUGCAGCAGUCCCUGGCUGUGUUUGGUCAGAGGAAAGCUGACUUGGUUAACAGAUCAAUCGCUCAAAUGAGAGAAGCCACUACUUUGGCAAAUGGGGUAUUGGCUUCCCUCAACCUUCCAGCAGCCAUUGAAGAUGUGUCUGGAGACACUGUGCCUCAGUCUAUCCUAACCAAGUCCACUUCUGUAGUUGAACAGGGUGGCAUCCAGACUGUUGACCAGCUGAUAAAGGAGCUACCCGAGUUACUACAAAGAAAUAGAGAAAUCUUAGAAGAGUCUUUGAGACUUCUGGAUGAAGAAGAAGCAACUGACAAUGACUUAAGAUCAAAAUUCAAGGAACGAUGGCAAAGGACUGCAUCCAAUGACCUCUACAAGCCUUUACGAGCAGAGGGAUCCAAAUUCAGAGCAGUUUUAGAUAAAGCUGUGCAAGCAGACGGAAAUGUGAAAGAGCGCUACCAGUCCCAUCGAGACACCAUCGCACUUCUGUGUAAGCCGGAACCUGAGCUGAAUGCGGCCAUCCCCUCUGCAAACCCAGCAAAGACCAUGCAGGGCAGCGAGGUUGUAAAUGUCUUAAAAUCCUUAUUAUCAAGUCUUGAUGAACUAAAGAAGGAAAGAGAGGGUCUUGAGAAUGACCUGAAGUCAGUGAAUUUUGACAUGACAAGCAAGUUUUUGACAGCUCUGGCCCAGGAUGGCGUGAUAAAUGAGGAGGCCCUUUCUGUCACUGAGCUGGAUCGGAUUUAUGGUGGUCUAACAGCUAAAGUUCAAGAGUCUCUGAAGAAACAGGAGGAACUUCUAAAAAAUAUACAGGUCUCACACCAAGAAUUUUCUAAAAUGAAGCAGUCUAACAAUGAAGCUAACCUAAGAGAAGAAGUUCUGAAGAACUUGGCAACUGCAUAUGACAACUUUGUUGAACUUGUAGCUAACUUGAAGGAGGGCACAAAGUUUUACAACGAGCUGACUGAAAUCUUGGUCAGGUUCCAGAACAAAUGCAGUGACAUAGUGUUUGCACGGAAGACAGAGAGAGAUGAGCUCUUGAAGGAUCUGCAGCAGAGCAUUGCCAGAGAACCCAGCGCUCCUUCCAUCCCUCCUCCAGCAUAUCAGGCCUCACCAGCAGGGGGGCAUGCCACAGCUCCUCCAACUCCAGCUCCAAGAACCAUGCCGCCUGCGAAGCCCCAGCCUCCAGCCCGGCCUCCACCUCCUGUGCUUCCUGCAAACCGAGUCACCCCUGCUGCUGCUGCUCCCACAGGGGCAGGGGUUGCUUCACCAGCACCAACACAGACCCCUGGCUCUGCUCCCCCUCCACAGGCUCAGGGACCACCGUAUCCUACCUAUCCAGGAUAUCCUGGGUAUUGUCAGAUGCCCAUGCCCAUGGGCUACAACCCCUACGCAUAUGGCCAGUACAACAUGCCGUACACGCCAGUGUACCACCAGAGCCCAGGACAGGCUCCGUACCCGGGACCCCAGCAGCCUGCCUACCCCUUCCCUCAGCCCCCACAGCAGUCUUACUAUCCACAGCAGUAAUGCUGCCACAAGCUGGCAGGUUCCGACCAGAGGGACAGGACAGCAGCCGCCUCAGUGUUCUAAGCCAUGUUCCGGUCACUCAAGCGGACUUUGCUCCACCAAUUGCCGUGGGUAAUGUCUGUCUGUGGCUAACAGCCGAAGCUGGGUCCCACCCCCACAUUUGAUCGCACUCGGGAGAUUUCGCUGCUGUCGCAGUAUAAACAUUAGGUAUAAUAGCACUUGAAAAAAAAUUACAGUUCAUAAAACGUUGCAAAUGAGAAAUUAAACCUGCAAGUGAAAUUAGCAUACUUUAUAAGAUGCAGUUGGAACAAAGAUGGUUUAAGUACUGAUAUUCAAGAAAAAGUUUUCUUUCUCUUUUGGUUUAUUGAUUUAGUUUAAUUUCUAUUAUGAUAUUUUGCAUAAUCAAGGCAUUGUAAAUCUUAUAAUUUAAAAAUAAAUUACUUAAGAACAGUUGUCAUUGUUAUGUUUUGUCAUUGAUUCUCAUUGCUGUCUUAAGUCCUUUCUGGUAUUAGCCUCUGGUUUUGUAUGCCCACAGGUUAAAUGUGCUGUGUUGAAAUGCAUGAGCAGGGCCAGUCAGCAGUCAGGGCCAAGGUUGCAGUAUGAAAAUGUGGAGCUCAGCUCUGCAGUUCAUCUGUCUUAUGCUGAAUAGUCAGCUAAGUUUCAAAAGCCCUUUAAUGUGGGAGACACACAACUGUUACCAAAGAUUCUUCAAAUAAAUAUAAAAUUUUAAAAGUGUA